AUAUUCUACAUAUGAGUAAUGAUCAUGUCAGAUAGUUCUGACACGAACCACAAUCUGAACUUGUCUAUUUGAGGUGUUUCCAGGUUAAAUUUUUUGAUGCAUUUUUUUUACCAUGUCAUCAUGAAAGAAUUAUUUCCACAAAUUUUACAUUAAAAUUCAAUCUGCAAGUCAGUUAAAUAAAUUAUUGAACAUUGCUCCAAAAUGUAUAUAAGAAUCACAGUGUUUUUCAAUAAUUUAUUUAAUAGACUUCCUAGUCACAUUUUGAGCCCAAUUUUGUGAAAAUCUACCCUACAUGAACAACAGGGAAAAUUUAUCAAAUUUGUAGCAGCCGAAAGCUUCUUAAAUAAACAAUCCCGUGAUUGUGGACAACUAAUGGUAGCAGGUACGUUCUCAUUUGGUACUGAUACUCUAUCUGUUGUAACGUCAGGCAAUAAGACUGAAAUAAUGACGAAAUUAAUAUAGGGAAAGCUUUCCCAGCUAUAAAUGGCGGUAUAUAUAAUCAAAGGUCGGCCAAAAUUGGCUAUAUAUAUACCCAUCCAAAUUAACGAACUGUCCAUCUCCCACACGUCAAUUAUAUCGAUGGAAUCGCUAGAGAUAGAUGAGCCGUUGACCCCCGCCGGCCGGCUGUUUCUCCAACCGGAGAUGACCCAAAUUAUACACGCAGUCGCCGGCGUACAGAAUCCGUUCGACGUAGACGCCUUUAAAUCGGCUUUCGCGAACUCCCUGCUGGUCAAACACCCAAGAUUCAGUAGCCUGAUGGUCAAAGAUUCCAGCGGGCGCGAAAGCUGGCGGAAAACCGAAGUCAACAUCGACGACCACUUCGUCAUCCUCCGGGAGCCUCUCACCGGCGACCGGUCCGUUUCGGACGAGGACGCGGUCAACGAUUACCUCGCUGACCUCUCCGUCUCGACGCCGCUCCCCUCCGACAAGCCGCUGUGGGAAUUCCAUCUCCUUCUCGCCCAUAAAUGCGCCGUUUUCAGAAUUCACCACGCCCUCGGCGAUGGGACUUCAAUCAUGUCUCUGUUCCUCUCUUGCUGCCGGAAAACCAACAGUUCCAGCCAGCCGCCGUCAGUGGGUGGCGUCGGAGAGGGACGGCGGCGGAGAUGGGGCCUCAAGGAGGUGGCGAUGGCGGUGUGGUACACAGUGGUGUACGUCUUGGAGUUUCUACUGAGGAGUCUGUGGCUGAAGGAUAAGAAGACGGCUCUGAGCGGCGGCGCUGGGGUGGAGCUCUGGCCGCGGAAGUUGGCCACCGCUAAGCUUACUAUUAACGACAUGAAAACGGUUAAAAAAGCGGUUGCUGACGCGGUAAGUCGCUUUCCGACUUGUUAGCUUUCCAUUUGUUGACUUUAUUUUUUUUAGUAAUAAACGUCAUUGAUUUCUCUCCAAUGAUAUAAUGUGCACGGUGCACACGUGGCAUGAAAGAUAGCCACAUAAAUAUUAGUAAAUAAAUUCUUUCUCUCCUUAUUUUAAUGAUUUUAUACAGAUUUAGUAAGUUUUUCUCCACAAUGUCAAGAAGACCGACUAAAUGUUGACAUUGCAGUUGACAUUGCAGGGAAAAACUUAUCAAAAUUGUACAAAAUCAUUCAAAUAAGGACAACAAUAAUUUAUUUGCUAAUAUUUAUGUGGUUAUCACUCAUGCCACAUGUGCACCGUGCACAUUUUAGCAUUAGAGAUGCUCUUAUAGACAACACAACAAUAGAAGACAUACUGCCCUCUUCCAAGACUUGUGCCAAAUUUUAAGCAAAAAAACCAUUUAUAGACAAAAAAAAUACUUCCCUCCUUUGGAUACUCCCUCCCCCAAGAUAGUACGUGGCUAAAGUUAUUUUCCCCUUCCUUGUAUAAAUUUCUAACCACAUAAUAUUUAUUUUAUUAAUCUACUUGUAAGUCAACAUUGGCCAAGUUUUGUAGAGCGAAGAGAGUAGCAAUAUUAUUAAGGUUGAGUAUAAUCCCAUCCAGAUCGAAAAUCGACUAGUCGGUCCAGAUCGGACCCGGACCGGAUAGAUAUCGGACCGGUCUUUAAUCCAAGCCCCAAGGGCUUUACUGAUUUCAGUUUCAGUCCGAUCCGAUCCUGUCCAAAACCCAGAGUAUUCUGUUAUUGAUAGACUAGCAUUGAAUUAUUAUAUACGGAGUAUAUAAAUAAAUAAAGACACACACAUAGAGGUUCAAAUACAAAGUACUCCUCAUAUGAAAAAUGAGAAGUAAUCUUAGCCGUUCAUAUGAUAAAAUGAGUGGAUCAGAUCAAAUUUAAAGUGAAAUUUUUGUGCCAAAAGUGUAAAUAUUAAUUACUUUUUUGAAAAAAUAAUGUGAUACGUGUGUUGAUAUGCACUAAUUAGUAGUGCAUAUGUGUGUGUUUUUAUGUUUGAUUUGUGUGGAUUGUUUACCAUUUUAUUUAGUUUGUAAACAUUUGUGUGAUUUUAGUUGUAAUCGUAUUUUAGUUCUCAUUUGUAAGUUGUAAAGUAGAGUUAGGAUUUAUGGUGUUGGAAAGGAAGACUUUGAAGUGAAGAAAAAGGGAUUUUGACUGUCCAGGAGAAAAUACCCGACCGGGCAUAAGAUGUCACCCGGUCGGGUCUGAUUCAACAACUGAAAGUGCCUGGAAAGUGCACUCACCCGGUCGGGUCUUCUAUUCCACCCGGUCGGGUCUGACUUGACCCGGGACACUUUAACAUGCCAAAGAUCGCCAGAACGUGGAGGAUAUUUGAUUUUGACAUGCACCCGGUCGGGUGGGCUCUUUACCCGGUCGGGUACCCGGCCCAAGGUGUUGAAAAACACCUAUAAAUAGCACAUUUUUCCUUCACAAAUAAUGACUCCUUCUUCCAUACUCUUAAGCUCAACUUAGAAUAGUAUUUCUUUUUUUUUUUUUAGCAUGUUUAGUCUCCAAAUGAGGAGCUAAACUUCCAUUUCUUGGUGUUGCUCUUGAAGCUUGUUGAUUAUUAAAGUUGUGAGUUAUUUUCUUAACUUCUUUCCUUGAAUAUUAAUGCUUCUCUUAAAUACUAUUUCUAUAUCAAUGUUGGGGAGUGUUGCUAAGAUGACAAUUAGUUAACAUCUUGACAUUGGUCUUAGUAAUAGCUAUUCCUUCCUCUAUGUUAAUAUUGGGGAGUGUUACUAAGAUGACAAUUAGUUAACAUCUUGAUAUUAACUAUAGUAGGAUUUAUUUUCCUUAAUAUUCUUCCUUGAGUAUUAAUUAAUUCCUAUUCAUAUUUCAUAUUAAUAUUUUUGAACAUUACUUAAAGGAUCAACUAGUUUUGUUUCAAAUAUUAAUUAUUACUAGAAACGAUCAACGAACCGAUGGUUAAUCGUUGAUGGUUUCACAAGUAAGUAACUUCGGUUUAUUAAUGCACGGUCGUGGUUAGUAAACUUAAGAGGGAUUAAUUUUGUUGGUUAAACCGAAACCGUUGUGUUGAGGUUGUCAAUCUCAAUUGAUUUCAUCAAGGAGUUAAGAGAUUAAAUGCUACUAUCAAGUAGGUAUAUGGCGUUGUUCUAUACUUGACUAAUAGUAAGGGUUAUUAAUGAACGGUCGUUAUUAAUAACUUUCCUCGAUGAAUUGGAUAUACUCCUCGAUUGAGUAUUCGAGAGGAGAUAAGUUAUAGAUAUAACAAUGAUCGACUGAAAUAUAUCAACAAGUGGAAAGUAGCAAUGCCAAGUCCUUUUUAUCUUUGAUUUAAACCACGUAACUCGUUCAUCUUCGUAUUUAAUUUAAUUAAAUCACUCAAUCCCAAAACCCCCUUUUAUUUACUAGUUUAUAAAAAGAGAAUUAUUCCUUUCCCUGUGGAUACGAACUCUACUUCACUAUACUACGAAUUAGUGUUAGUAUUGAAUUUAUUUUGACGCACACACGACAAAGUGCACGUCAAAUUUGGCGCCGUUGCCGGGGAAAGGCAAUUAAUUUUUCUUUUUAUUUUAUUUAAAAAAAAAAAUAUUAUUUACAUAUAAAGAUUUCUAUUUCUUCAGAGCUUUAUAGUGUAUGGUUAAAUAUCGUUCUCUAAACGAGAUCACCUACCAAUCAAACCCAGAAAUAGAGCAAACUCUCGAGCGAUUGAAAAAUAAAUUCUCAAGUACCGACUCGGGAGAAUCAUCAAGUGCUAGUUCUCAUUCUAGCGAGCCCGAAGAGCCAACAACUAUGGCUCUUGAAACAAGAACAUUGAGGGAGCUCACGGCUCCUAACUUAAAUCAACAACCUCUAUGUAUCACCUUCCCCACUCUUGAUGAAGGUGCUACAUUUGAGCUCAAAUCGGGCCUUAUUCAUCUACUCCCUUCAUUUCAUGGCCUAAGGGGCGAGGAUGCAAACAAACAUCUUGCGGAGUUUCAUAUAGUUUGCACUAGUAUGAAACCAAAUAAUGUUACAGAAGAACAAAUCAAGCUGAGGGCCUUUCCAUUCUCACUGAAGGACACGGCUAAGGAUUGGCUAUUCUAUCUUCCCUCGGGAAGCAUAGAUACAUGGGCGGCAAUGAAGAAAUGCUUCCUAGAAAGGUACUACCCCGCCUCCAUCUCAUCAUCUUUGAAAAAACAAAUAAGCAACAUUAAUCAAAAAGAUGAUGAGACCUUAUAUGAAUAUUGGGAACGGUUCAAAAAGUUAUGUGCUAGCUGCCCUUAUCAUGGCUACACCGAGCAAGACCUCAUACUCUACUUUUAUGAUGGUCUUGUUGAUGAUGAUAGAAGAAUGGUGAAUGCCGCUUGUGGGGGCGGCAUUGUCAACAAAACUCCCUCACAAGCAACAAGCUUGAUCUCAGAGUUGGCCGAGAACUCUAGGCAUUACAACGGGCGGUCCUCAACCCGUAAAGUUGCCGCGGCGGAAUCAUCUUCAUCUUUAGAAAGUCAAAUGGCCGGCUUGACUUCUUUGGUUAAGGAUUUCCUUUUAAAUCCUAGAAACCAAGAGGUCAAGGUCUGCGGCAUAUGCACACAGCAAGGGCAUCCAACAGAUUCUUGCCCAACUCUCCAAGAAGAGCAAGUCAACGCCUUGGGUUUCCAAACCCAACAACAAAAGAGGUACGAUCCACACUCUAAUACUUACAACCCCGGGUGGAGAGAUCACCCUAAUUUAAGAUAUGGGAACCCUCAACCACAACAAAAUCAGUCCUUUCAACAAUCCUUCCCAAAUCAUCAAGGUCAAAGCUCCAACUCUAACAUGUCCACGGAGGACAUGAUUCGAGCUCUUGCUACAAACAUGGGCACUUUGCAACAAAAUGUUUUGCAAUUUCAACAAGAAACAAAGUCAAGCAUUCAAAAUUUGGAAACUCAAGUUAGCCCGUCAUUCUGCACCAUAUGUGAGUAUUCCAUAAAACUCCCAAAUUCUGCAGGAUCCUAAUUAGUAGUGCAUAUGUGUGUGUUUUUAUGUUUGAUUUGUGUGGAUUGUUUACCAUUUUAUUUAGUUUGUAAACAUUUGUGUGAUUUUAGUUGUAAUCGUAUUUUAGUUCUCAUUUGUAAGUUGUAAAGUAGAGUUAGGAUUUAUGGUGUUGGAAAGGAAGACUUUGAAGUGAAGAAAAAGGGAUUUUGACUGUCCAGGAGAAAAUACCCGACCGGGCAUAAGAUGUCACCCGGUCGGGUCUGAUUCAACAACUGAAAGUGCCUGGAAAGUGCACUCACCCGGUCGGGUCUUCUAUUCCACCCGGUCGGGUCUGACUUGACCCGGGACACUUUAACAUGCCAAAGAUCGCCAGAACGUGGAGGAUAUUUGAUUUUGACAUGCACCCGGUCGGGUGGGCUCUUUACCCGGUCGGGUACCCGGCCCAAGGUGUUGAAAAACACCUAUAAAUAGCACAUUUUUCCUUCACAAAUAAUGACUCCUUCUUCCAUACUCUUAAGCUCAACUUAGAAUAGUAUUUCUUUUAUUUUUUUUUUAGCAUGUUUAGUCUCCAAAUGAGGAGCUAAACUUCCAUUUCUUGGUGUUGCUCUUGAAGCUUGUUGAUUAUUAAAGUUGUGAGUUAUUUUCUUAACUUCUUUCCUUGAAUAUUAAUGCUUCUCUUAAAUACUAUUUCUAUAUCAAUGUUGGGGAGUGUUGCUAAGAUGACAAUUAGUUAACAUCUUGACAUUGGUCUUAGUAAUAGCUAUUCCUUCCUCUAUGUUAAUAUUGGGGAGUGUUACUAAGAUGACAAUUAGUUAACAUCUUGAUAUUAACUAUAGUAGGAUUCAUUUUCCUUAAUAUUCUUCCUUGAGUAUUAAUUAAUUCCUAUUCAUAUUUCAUAUUAAUAUUUUUGAACAUUACUUAAAGGAUCAACUAGUUUUGUUUCAAAUAUUAAUUAUUACUAGAAACGAUCAACGAACCGAUGGUUAAUCGUUGAUGGUUUCACAAGUAAGUAACUUCGGUUUAUUAAUGCACGGUCGUGGUUAGUAAACUUAAGAGGGAUUAAUUUUGUUGGUUAAACCGAAACCGUUGUGUUGAGGUUGUCAAUCUCAAUUGAUUUCAUCAAGGAGUUAAGAGAUUAAAUGCUACUAUCAAGUAGGUAUAUGGCGUUGUUCUAUACUUGACUAAUAGUAAGGGUUAUUAAUGAACGGUCGUUAUUAAUAACUUUCCUCGAUGAAUUGGAUAUACUCCUCGAUUGAGUAUUCGAGAGGAGAUAAGUUAUAGAUAUAACAAUGAUCGACUGAAAUAUAUCAACAAGUGGAAAGUAGCAAUGCCAAGUCCUUUUUAUCUUUGAUUUAAACCACGUAACUCGUUCAUCUUCGUAUUUAAUUUAAUUAAAUCACUCAAUCCCAAAACCCCCUUUUAUUUACUAGUUUAUAAAAAGAGAAUUAUUCCUUUCCCUGUGGAUACGAACUCUACUUCACUAUACUACGAAUUAGUGUUAGUAUUGAAUUUAUUUUGACGCACACACGACAAAGUGCACGUCAAAUUUGGCGCCGUUGCCGGGGAAAGGCAAUUAAUUUUUCUUUUUAUUUUAUUUAAAAAAAAAAAUAUUAUUUACAUAUAAAGAUUUCUAUUUCUUCAGAGCUUUAUAGUGUAUGGUUAAAUAUCGUUCUCUAAACGAGAUCACCUACCAAUCAAACCCAGAAAUAGAGCAAACUCUCGAGCGAUUGAAAAAUAAAUUCUCAAGUACCGACUCGGGAGAAUCAUCAAGUGCUAGUUCUCAUUCUAGCGAGCCCGAAGAGCCAACAACUAUGGCUCUUGAAACAAGAACAUUGAGGGAGCUCACGGCUCCUAACUUAAAUCAACAACCUCUAUGUAUCACCUUCCCCACUCUUGAUGAAGGUGCUACAUUUGAGCUCAAAUCGGGCCUUAUUCAUCUACUCCCUUCAUUUCAUGGCCUAAGGGGCGAGGAUGCAAACAAACAUCUUGCGGAGUUUCAUAUAGUUUGCACUAGUAUGAAACCAAAUAAUGUUACAGAAGAACAAAUCAAGCUGAGGGCCUUUCCAUUCUCACUGAAGGACACGGCUAAGGAUUGGCUAUUCUAUCUUCCCUCGGGAAGCAUAGAUACAUGGGCGGCAAUGAAGAAAUGCUUCCUAGAAAGGUACUACCCCGCCUCCAUCUCAUCAUCUUUGAAAAAACAAAUAAGCAACAUUAAUCAAAAAGAUGAUGAGACCUUAUAUGAAUAUUGGGAACGGUUCAAAAAGUUAUGUGCUAGCUGCCCUUAUCAUGGCUACACCGAGCAAGACCUCAUACUCUACUUUUAUGAUGGUCUUGUUGAUGAUGAUAGAAGAAUGGUGAAUGCCGCUUGUGGGGGCGGCAUUGUCAACAAAACUCCCUCACAAGCAACAAGCUUGAUCUCAGAGUUGGC
Messenger RNA from Cuscuta epithymum, 7709 nucleotides. Lineage: Eukaryota; Viridiplantae; Streptophyta; Magnoliopsida; Solanales; Convolvulaceae. The record is from the annotation of a GenBank genome assembly.